Perkinsus marinus ATCC 50983 is the source of this 750-nucleotide messenger RNA. RefSeq lists its product as hypothetical. NCBI's taxonomy places the organism in Eukaryota, Perkinsozoa, Perkinsida, Perkinsidae. The record is from RefSeq and is a predicted model, not a curated record. Gene Ontology annotation, biological process: regulation of gene expression. The transcript is spliced from 6 exons. Gene Ontology annotation, molecular function: mRNA binding. Gene Ontology annotation, cellular component: cytoplasm; nucleus. The coding region runs from base 1 to 750 and encodes 249 amino acids.
AUGCUGAAUAGUGAGGAGGUAGACCGUAAACGUGCGAGGGUUGAAGCAGGAGCCUCUGCGACCAACCCUACUGCUACUCUUCCUGGUCGCUACCAAGAGGCUAUAGUCUGCCCUCAGAUGAGCGUCAAAAAAGUUAUGCAACAUCUCGCUGAGAUCCAAGCCCAAAGUCGCUGUGUUGUUCAUGUGGUCAACGGUACCAAUCAGGACCCCUCCGCAGUUGUGCUCAAGCUUGCUACUAAUACCCAAGCUUGCCUCGACGAUUGCCGCAAUAGGAUUCACGAGUAUAUCUCUGCUGUUCUAUCCACAUAUAAGGGGGAGUUACCAGAAGGUUAUGAACGCAGGACUUUGACUAUUCCCGAAUCGAGCGUGGGGUCAGUAGUCGGCCCUAGGGGUGCGGUCAUUCGCGCGAUACAACGCGACUCGGGUGCAAAACUUGAUAUAGCUCCUCGUCUAGAGAGAACGACUGGGGGCGACCAGGAGCUCGCUUUGGUGGGAGGCAGGGACCAGGUGGCUGCUGCUGUGUGGAUGGUUCAUGACGUUAUGGAGGGACACUACAACGUGGAUGCGGCGUUGUUGCAGCAAGAGCAAGAUAGGAGGUCGAAGAGUAUCAGCAUGGGUGGCCAGGGGAGGGGGGUGUAUGCGGGCAGACAUGGUGAUCCUAAUAUACAAGAAAAACGGGUUAUAUAUGUGCCGGUGGAACAUCCGCUCCAACUGCUGGUAGCGACAGUACGAGAGGUCCUCGAGCGUUGA